Agrilus planipennis (emerald ash borer) is the source of this 1485-nucleotide messenger RNA. RefSeq names its product protein yellow-like. The transcript has a single exon. The coding region runs from base 263 to 1483 and encodes 406 amino acids. The record is from RefSeq and is a predicted model, not a curated record. NCBI's taxonomy places the organism in Eukaryota, Metazoa, Arthropoda, Insecta, Coleoptera, Buprestidae. Gene Ontology annotation, cellular component: extracellular region.
UGUCUAACGAUAAGUCGUUCGUUGUGCCACUGUACUGGUCCCUUGUAUCCGUUAGAUUAUUUAGUUGCAGCAAGAAAAUGUGUGAAGACAUGCAUCUAAUGACAUGUGCAAUUAUGUUCAACGAUGCCAUCAAAAGUUACUCAUCAAUUUUAGCAUACUUAUGCACAUACGCCUCUGCAUGAAGACUACUCUCCAAGUAUCAGUUUAACAUCCGACGAACCAGCACAAAGUUUCUUUUCCUUUAAGAAAAUUCCUCUCCAUUAUGAGAAAAAUGAGUGAUUUUGGGUUUUGCGGCUUACUGGGCUUCCUCUUUGUGUCGUAUUGCUCAUCAUCGCCAAAAAAAGUUAACAACAAGCUCAUUAUCGAUUUCGAAUGGUCCUUUAUCAACUUCACGUGGCCGUCUGCUGAAGACUAUCACAAAUCGUUAUUCGCCAAACGAUACAUUCCAGAAAAUAAUAUGAUUUCCAAUGUAAAAAUCUACGAUGGAUUCAUGUACCUGUCGUUGCCAAGGAUGAAAAAUGGGACUCCAGUUACGUUAGCUUACAUACCAAUUACGAACAGAAGCGACAAACAGGAAGAACUGCUCGUUCCUUAUCCAAACUGGGACAUGAACGUGAAAAUUGGUAACUGCACCACCUUACAAAACGUUCGCGGUAUCGAAAUAGACAAAUUCGGUGUUAUGUGGGUGCUGGAUGGUGUAAGAGUGAACGACCUGACUGAUUGUCCUUCGAAACUCGUCUUGUUAGAUCUUAACAAUUUCGGUUCUGUAAUGGACUCCUUCGAAUUUCCAGAAUCAAUAUGCCCAAAGAAAGGUUGCUUCUUGUACAGCCUUGUAGUGGAUGAUCGCGAUGGCGGAUACGCGUACAUAACGGAUCACAGUUUGAUAGACCCAGGAAUUAUAGUUUACUCCAGACACAAGAAUCGUGCAUGGAAAUUGAGAGAUCGAUCCAUGUUUUCUGAAGUAAAAGACAACUUAAUUGUCGAUGAUGUAACUGUUACUAACAUGGCUCCAGUUGCUGGGAUCGCAUUAUCUCCAACUCCUCGCUUUGCCAAACAAGAUAAGUCCGUGUAUUAUUCUUCUUUAUCCGGUUAUAAUAUCUAUUCGUUAAGUGCUAAAAUUCUGAUGAACGAAGAUUAUUGUAAAAGUGGAAAAUGGAGGCAAGACGUUACCCUGGUGGGGAAGAAAGAGAGUCAAGGUGAUGGAAUGAUUAUGGACCAUAAAGGAAAUUUGUUUCUUUCCUAUCUUGCCAAACACAGUAUUUGUAAGUGGAAUACGAAAAAAAAGUUGAACGACGACAUAAAUGUUGUCGCUAAAGACGCCAAUAUGCUAAGUUGGCCGGACGGUUUUAGUUUUGACUCUGACGGAAACUUGUAUGUGGCUGUGGUAGGUGGAAAUAAAUAUUAUUCCGCUUCAAAUUAUAUCGGUACUAAAUAUAAAAUAUUAAAAUUACGUACAAGAACUAAAAGUUACAUUUACUCGUAGAA